Molecule: messenger RNA, 2431 nt
Organism: Octodon degus (degu)
Lineage: Eukaryota; Metazoa; Chordata; Mammalia; Rodentia; Octodontidae
Gene: Fjx1
Product: four jointed box 1
Exons: 1
Coding region: 203-1525 (440 amino acids)
Biological process (GO): cell-cell signaling
Source: RefSeq, a predicted model, not a curated record
AAAUACAAAAGCAGCUGGGAAGCGGCGGCGAGACGAGUUCCCAGCGCCGGGCAGAGCGCCGGACCGAGCCCCGCAGCGCUCCGCAGCCGCGAUGGGGCUCAGACGCCCGAAGACCCGGAGCCCACACGCUGCCGGGCCUGCCUCGCCACCCGGACCCGGGCGCCCGCGCUCGGAUUGAAGCGGCGGCGGCCGCCGCGGGAGCAUGGGGAGGAGGAUGCGGAGCGCCGCCGCCUCCGCGGGGCUCUGGCUCCUGGCGCUGGGCUCGCUACUGGCGCUGUGGGGUGGGCUCCUGCCGCCGCGGACUGAGCCUCCGGCCUCCCGACCACCGCCAGAAGACCGGCGACUACCUCGGCGUCCAGUCCGGGGUGGCCGCCCCGCGCCCGCGCCUCGCUUCCCGCUGCCCCCGCCCCUGGCGGCGUGGGACGCCCGCGGCGGCUCCCUGAAAACUUUCCGGGCGCUGCUCACCCUGGCGGCGGGCUCGGACGGUCCGCCCCGGCGGCCCGCAGGCGAGCGCAGGCGGCACGUGCCCUCCCGGCGGCCGGGGCUGGCGGAGCGCGCGGCGGUGCGCGGGGGCGUCUUCUGGAGCCGCGGUUUGGAGGAGCAGGUGCCCCGGGGCUUCUCCGAGGCCCAGGCGGCGGCGUGGCUGGAGGCGGCGCGUGGCGCCCGGGUGGUAGCUUUGGAGCGCGGGGGCUGUGGGCGCAGCUCCAACCGGCUGGCCCGCUUUGCCGACGGCACCCGCGCCUGCGUGCGCUACGGCAUUAACCCGGAGCAGAUCCAGGGAGAGGCCCUGUCCUACUACCUGGCGCGACUGCUGGGCCUCCAGCGCCACGUGCCGCCGCUCGCCUUGGCCCGCGUGGAGGCUCGGGGCGCGCAGUGGGCGCAGGUGCAGGAGGAGCUGCGCGCAGCGCACUGGACCGAGGGCAGUGUGGUGAGCCUGACGCGCUGGCUGCCCAACCUCACCGACGUGUUGGUGCCCGCGCCGUGGCGCUCGGAGGACGGCCGUCUGCGACCCCUGCGCGACGCCGGGGGUGAGUUGGCUAAUCUCAGCCAGGCGGAACUGGUGGACCUCGUGCAAUGGACCGACCUGAUCCUCUUUGACUACCUGACAGCCAACUUCGACCGACUUGUGAGCAAUCUCUUCAGCCUGCAAUGGGACCCGCGCGUUAUGCAGCGUGCGACCAGUAACCUGCACCGCGGUCCCGGCGGGGCGCUAGUCUUUCUGGACAAUGAGGCGGGCUUGGUGCAUGGCUACCGAGUGGCAGGCAUGUGGGACAAGUACAACGAGCCGCUGUUGCAGUCGGUGUGCGUGUUCCGAGAGCGCACGGCGAGGCGCGUCCUGGAGAUGCACCGCGGUCAGGACGCGGCGGCCCGGCUGCUGCGCCUCUACCGGCGCCACGAGCCUCGCUUCCCCGAGCUGGCCGCGCUCGCCGACCCUCACGCUCAGCUGCUGCAGCGCCGCCUCGACUUCCUCGCCAAGCACAUUUUGCACUGCAAAGCCAAGUACGGCCACCGGCCGGGAACCUAACAUCCUUCCAGGAAGAAAGAUUCAGACUGGGCUAUGGAUGAUGGGAGAAGGGCUGUCACCUGUGCCGACGCCUGGGACCAGCUGGCCAAUGCUCAGCCAGUAGCCCCGGGCACGAAAGUGUCUAAAAACUUCUGUAUCACCUACCUGCCCCUUUCUUUUAAUCCCACGCUGUUUCUUUCAAAGCCUGGGAGGGCAAACUUAUGAGGCGAGAAACGUUAACAUUCCCUCUACCCAGUCUAUAAAAGGAUUAUUUCCGAGGUUGGCCGGGAGAUCGGAUCCGGAAAAAAUAGGCUGCUGGCGCUUUGCCCCUGCCCGGGUGGCUCGCCCAAUGAGAACUGCGCCUCCUUCUUGGGACACCCACUCCCACUCCCAUUCCAAAAAAGGAAAUCUUCCGUUUGACCUUGAGCUAAUUUUGCAAUUUCCUACCAAAUGCUGCACUGGUGGCCCUGGAGCAGGGCUGUGACAUUGGCUGGUGGAGCCCCCUUCCUGUGUUCUCGCUUUGUUCCUGCGCCGCGAUGGUGAGAUCACUGUUCAGAGCCGUGGACAGCCCCAGUAGUACAAAGAGAGCAAGACCUUCAAACCCUGGGGAGCCCUACAGACCCUGAUGGUUUGUCUGACUCAUUCCUGACCUCCUGCUCCACUGGUCCUGAAGGCUGUGAAUUCAGGCCUGGCUGUGAGCACCUGAUCAAAUAAUGAGUUGUUUCUCCCUGCCCCUCCCAGCUGACCAAAAUUUUGACAAUGAUGAUGUUGAGGAGGAAGAAAAAAAUCAGUUCUGUGCACUUUACUUUGUUUUUAUUUUAAUUUUUUAUUAAGAAAAACUUUUUUAUUUGACAGAAUUUGCCUUCUUUGUAUAUAUGAGCAUAAAGUGUGGUGUAAAUAUACUAAACAAACUUAUAUUUCAAUAAA